Messenger RNA from Drosophila arizonae, 1514 nucleotides. It is a transcript of the gene Cht2, whose product is annotated as Chitinase 2. The record is from RefSeq and is a predicted model, not a curated record. Gene Ontology annotation, molecular function: chitinase activity; chitin binding. Gene Ontology annotation, biological process: chitin catabolic process; carbohydrate metabolic process. NCBI's taxonomy places the organism in Eukaryota, Metazoa, Arthropoda, Insecta, Diptera, Drosophilidae. Gene Ontology annotation, cellular component: extracellular region.
UUGAUCUUGGAAAUGCUGCUGAGAGGAGGUGGAGUUUAUAAGCAGGCGCUGCUGUCGCUUUUGCUGGCCAUAUUUUUGGCUUCCGUUGCGGCUAAGACAGGACCCACACACAAUAAGGUGGUUGUUUGCUACAUAUCCACCUGGGCUGUCUAUAGACCUGGCCAAGGUGCCUAUUCCAUCGAGAACUUCGAUGCGAACCUUUGCACCCAUGCCGUGUAUGCCUUUGCGGGUCUCGAUAUCACCCAAGCGUCCAUCAAAUCGUUAGAUCCGUGGCAGGACUUGCAAGAGGAGUAUGGCAAGGGCGGCUAUGAGCGUUUAACAAGCUUGAAGAGCAGCCAUCCGCAUCUGAAGGUCAGCUUGGCCAUUGGCGGCUGGAAUGAGGGCUCGAAGAACUAUUCGAGGCUAGUGGCCAAUGCGCAACAGCGCGAGCAUUUCGUGAAACAGGUUUCCGGUUUUGUGCGAAAAUACAAUUUCGAUGGCCUCGAUUUGGACUGGGAGUAUCCGACGCAACGCGGUGGCAGUCCACAAGAUCGCGAAAAUUUCGUCGCCCUGACAAAGGCGUUGCGAGAGGAAUUCGAUAAUUAUGGCCUGCUCUUAAGCUCGGCUAUUGGAGCUGCUAAGAAUGUCAUCGAUCAAGCUUACGAUGUGCGCCAAAUAUCGAGGUAUCUCGAUUACCUGCAUAUCAUGUGCUACGACUACCAUGGCAGCUGGGACAAAAAAAUUGGUUACAAUGCACCGUUAACAGCUCCAGCCGAUGAUCCAUUGAGUGUGCAAUUUACCAUUGACUAUCUAUUGAAGCUGGGUGCUCCGCCCUCAAAGCUAGUCUUGGGUCUGCCCUUCUAUGGACGCACGUUUAAGACUGCUGCUGAGGGCAAGGUAAAUGAUGCCAGCGAUGGCAUUGGCUUUCGUGGUCCAUUCACACGCGAGGAUGGUUUCCUAGGGUACAAUGAAAUCUGCGAUAUAUUAAGCAACAAGACCUCCGGGUGGACAACCAACUGGGACGCCGAAACUAGUCAAAUGAUUGCUCGCUCUGAGCGCAAUGUUUUCACGCAGGACGUGAAUGUUGUCUCCUUCGAUAGUUCACGAUCCAUCGCUAAUAAAGUAAAGUUUGCUAUGAUGAAGCGAUUGGCCGGCGUUAUGGUGUGGUCCGUGGACACGGAUGACUUCCUUGGCAGAUGUGAAGUGGACGAGGACACCUAUGCAGAUUUUAAAUAUGUGAAAAAUGCACCAAGAAGACUAAAUCAAAAUUAUCCUUUGUUGCGAACCAUCAAUGAGGCCACCACACUUGCGCUAGAGGAAUUGGCUGCCGAUGAGGUCGUAAUACCAGAUGACUCCGAAAAUGAAAUACCCCAUGGCAAAAAUGCCGCAGCAUCUUUAAUUAGUGUAAGUUUAAUGCUCAGCUCUGUUUGCGUAUUGCUACACAGUCUAACACAUUGAAAAGUCCACCAGGUGCCUUAGUUUUUAUUAUAUGUUUGUUCCCCAAAUAAUAAAAUGUCAAUAUUAUUAAUUUUAAA